Messenger RNA from Oryzias melastigma (Indian medaka), 771 nucleotides. Its product is annotated as receptor activity-modifying protein 1. Gene Ontology annotation, cellular component: signaling receptor complex; membrane; cell surface. The record is from RefSeq and is a predicted model, not a curated record. Gene Ontology annotation, molecular function: coreceptor activity. Gene Ontology annotation, biological process: cellular response to hormone stimulus; calcium ion transport; receptor internalization. Lineage: Eukaryota; Metazoa; Chordata; Actinopteri; Beloniformes; Adrianichthyidae.
CUCAGAUCCUCCCGCCGGCGUCUGGCUGCAACCAACGCCACUAUGAAGUAAUGAUCGGUGAAUUCUGCCAGGCCAAGUUCAGGCUGGAUAUGACGGGAUUGGAGCGAAACGCCUGGUGCAGCUGGCCCAAAACAAUGAAGAUAUACGAGGAACUCACAAACUGCACCCAUCAGGUGGCUUUAAAGAUGGACUGCUUUUGGCCCAACGGCGUCGUGGACGACUUCUUCAUGCAAAUUCAUAGGGACUACUUUAGCGACUGCGCUCUGACCGGACGACUCCCUCACGACCCUCCGAUCGGCAUCCUGGCGCCGUUCAUCGCAGUGCCGGUGCUAAUCACCCUGCUCAUGACCGCCGCCGUGGUGUGGAGGAGCAAACGCACAGAAGGCGUGCUCUAACAAGAAUCAGGACUUGAAGAUGGACAUAAGCUACAGAAAUACAAGAUUUUGUGUGAAGUUGUUUUUAUUUUUUAUCAUAGAGGGUGUGAAAAGUGUUUGAUUAAUGCCAAGUCUGGUAUAAAAAUACAGUUUUGUGACAAUGUAAACAUGUUCUUUUGAGGUUCGGGGACUUUGAGGCGUUGAAUUUUAAUUACCAUCUGCUCUGAUGGCCCACAACAAUUUGUACUCAUAAAUAACAGCGCAGAGGAGGACAAAAAAGGGAUCCCCAGCCUGCUCUGAUAAAUGAAUUGUUACAAGUGAAGACUGGAAGGUGAGGAAGGCCAUGGAAAAUAAAUCUUUGAAGGAAAAAGGUUUUUUUUUUCAUACAAGGCCUGAA